CUUCUUGUCGUUCUAGCUGCUACUGCUGCUGCUAAGGUUUCUUCUACAUGAUGACCCAGCGGAAUUUAUGGCACCCAUAUAUUUUCUAUUAUGCUGGCAUUCUCAGUUCCGUCCACGUCUCUUCGUUGCCUCUUUAGCAGCGGGUGAAGAAUUGUAGGACGCAGUGACCUUUGUUGCUCAAUAUGGGUGCCAAUUCGGUAUCAGAAACAGAAGCUCGUAAUGUGUCUUCAAAUCCUGGUCCAAGCAAUGGCGCGGGCACGACGAGCGAUGCAGAGAAGUCUACGCCCUCAAUAGUAUCAAAGGUGUUUCGCAGCAUCUUUCGCUAUUUUCACUUGCUCAAUUAUGCCGAUCCCACCCCUCUCGAUUAUACGCUGCUCAUAGUUGGUACCAUCUCAUCGAUUGGGGCUGGCAUUCCGUUUCCUAUUCUCGGAAUCCUGUUCGGACAGCUCGUCGACGAGCUUAAUGGGGCUACAUGCGCGGCCGAGGACGGCACGGGGUCACAAUCCCCUGGCGAAUACCAGGCCGCUAUCAACCAGAAAGUCAUUCUCGUCGUUGCAGUUGCGCUGGCCCAGUUUGCGCUCAUCUACAUAUACGGCGUGUGUUGGAAUUUGUUCGGCGAGAGGCUUGCGCAUCGUCUUCGGGAGAAGUACCUUCGAUCCCUGCUACGACAGGAAGUGUCUUUCUUCGACAAGUUGCCGGCUGGAGAGGUUUCAUCACGAUUAAGCGCCGACAUCACUACAAUCAAGAAUGGGACAUCGGAGAAGGUUGGUGUGUAUCUCGGCGUUCUAGCGCUUUUCAUCACCUCCUACAUUAUCGCGUUCAUCAAAGGUCCAAAGCUUGCCGGCAUCCUUGUGUCUCUUGUUCCAGCCUUCCUCAUCAUGGUAUUCGGAGGCGGCCACUACGUUGGAAAAUACACAGCUCGGGCUUCAGAGCACAUCGCCUCUGCGUCUUCGAUUGCUCUCGAAAGCUUGUCCAACGUGAUGGUCGUUCAUGCAUUUAGAGCCAAUGAUAGACUCGAGGCCAAGUUCGCUUCCGAGCUCAGAUCAGCCAAAAGAGAGAGUAUCAAGAAGGCUACAGCCGUUGCAAUCCAGUCCGGUGUACUAUACUUCAUCGCUUUUGCUGCUUCCGGCCUUGCGUACUGGCAGGGAAGUAUCAUCAUUGCAGACGUCACAGCAGGUCGCAUCGAAGGGGCAUCUGUCGGAUCGAUUUACACCAUCAUAUUCAUCCUCAUAGACGCAUCCAUCGUCAUCAGUAAUGUUUCACCUUAUCUACAGAUAUUUGCUACCGCAGCCGCAACUCUAGACAAGCUACAAACAGAUAUAGAUCGUCAGUCCAAGAUUGAUGGCACAAUCAAUGAGCCCAAUGAUGAACCGCCACAGCCACCCGAACUAUUCGAGGGCGAUGUUCGACUUGAGAAUGUGGCAUUCACAUACCCUUCUAGGCCUGAUGUCCCUGUCAUCCAAGAUGUCUCCCUGCAAUUCCCAGCUGGGAAGACUACAGCCAUUGUAGGCUUAUCGGGCAGUGGAAAGUCUACUGUUGCCGGCCUACUUACCCGAUUAUACGACACUGAUUCUGGUGAUCUGUUUCUAGACGGGAAGAACAUACGAGAUAUAAAUGUACGCCAGCUGAGAAGUUUCAUCGGCCUCGUCCAGCAAGACCCCAUGUUGCUAAACCGUUCAGUUCUUGAGAAUAUCGCUCUUGGGUUAGUCAAUUCAUCUCGCCCAGAACAUGCGAGAUUUCAAUCCAUCGUACUCAGCAACCAGCUGUCUCAAGUUGCUGAGGCUAUUCGCGAAGGUCAAGAUUUUCUUACGGCAGCAGCGGCUUAUGGUGAAGAGAUGGUUGAGAUUGCUCGGUUAAUCUUGCACGCUGCAGACCUGGCUGAUGCUGGCGUGUUUUUGGGUAAUCUUGAAUUCGGGCUCGGCACCAUCGUUGGACCCAAUGGUGAUCUACUUAGCGGUGGUCAAAAGCAGAGGGUGGCUCUUGCUAGGGCCUUGGUCAAGGAUCCGAGGAUACUGGUGCUCGAUGAGGCGACCUCUUCACUGGACUCGGCCAGUGAGCAGCGAAUCCAGGCAGCUAUCGAGAAAGCUUCAGUGGGGCGAACUGUGAUCUCGAUCGCACAUCGGUUAGCAACUGUGAGGAAUGCUCAUAAGAUCGUUGUCAUGCGGAACGGCAGGGUCAUCGAAGAAGGGAAUCACAGUGCUCUGAUGGCGAAAGAUGCUGACUAUGCUGCGUUAGUUAGACUACAAAAUGUUGGUUCUGAAACAUCUAGUGUCAGUACUGCGCGAGGUAGCAAGCUAUCAAUUGACCUACCAAGAAAGUCAAGCUCCGAAACUGAUGAGAAUAACGGGGACCUUGAUAAAUCGGUCGAUGUGGCUGAACCCAAGGAAGAAGAUGAAGCCCAAGAUCGAGCCUCGAAAGAGCCUCAGCAAACAGCAUGGUCGGCCAUGAAAAAGCUCGGGUCUCUAGCAAGGCCUCAUCUAUUAUGGUUAUUCCUGGCCUUUUUCGGGUCGCUCCUUGUUGGAGGUACAUAUCUCGGUUCAGCGCUAAUAUUUGGCAACACUAUUGCAGCUUUAAGCCCUUGCAACACCGCGCAAGCGAUUAAAGCCGCAGGAGCCUUCUUUGGCCUGCUAUAUUUUGUACUCGCUAUUGUCGAGUUCUUCGCUAACGGGACUAGUUGGUCAAUGUUUGGCCUGGUGGCCGAGAAGAUCUUAUACGUUAUUAGGGUACUUUCUUUCCGCUCGCUGUUCGAACAGGACCUACAAUGGCACCAAUCAGAGAGUCGGACGCCGUCAUCUUUGCUCUCAUUUAUUACAAGCGACACGGCAGCUAUUGGAGGUUUGACGGGAUCUAUCAUUGGGACCUUGUUUUCAGUCCUUGUCAACUUCAUCGGUGCCAUCAUUCUGGCCCACAUCGUCGCAUGGAAAAUCGCAGUGGUGUGUCUCGCCAUCGUGCCUCUCAUGCUCGGCUCUGGUUUCAUGAAAUUGUGGAUUAUCUCUCGAUUCGAUGAAAAGCAUGGGAAAGCGUUCGAUAAGUCAGUUGGUAUAUCUGUCGAAGCUGUCAACUCUAUCAAGACUGUCGCGGCCCUUUCGCUGGAGCAAGAGAUCUUAGCAACGUACCAGCGUUCGCUCGAACUGCCUCGUAAAGAAGUAUCGCGCUCCAUCAUUUGGUCCAACGUCUUUCUCGCCUUAUCGAUGAGCAUCUCCAAUCUCCUUUAUGCACUUGUAUAUUGGUGGGGAUCAAAGCAAAUCGUUUCAGGAAUGUAUACGCAGGCGCAAUUCUUCAUCGUUUUAGUAUCCCUUCUCGUAAGCGCCCAGCUUUGGGGCCAAUUCUUUACUCUCGCACCGGAAAUCACUCGCGCAGGUCAAGCUGCCAGGCGCAUCUUUGAUCUGAUCGAUCUCGGAUCAUCGAAGACGCUAGAAGUAUCAUCACGGGGAAAAGAUCAAGAGGAGAUGAUUGAAUCAAGGACAAUAACACCAAAGACACCGGGACGCGGCCUUGCUGUCAAAUUUAAGCAAGUCAAGUUCUCCUACCCAGCUCGACCCAACCGUCAAAUUCUGAAUGGACUUAACCUCGACAUACCACCAGGCCAAUUUUGCGCUCUGGUUGGACCUAGUGGUGCUGGAAAAUCAACAAUUGUAUCGCUGCUGGAGCGAAUGUACAGUAUUGAGUCCGGUGCCAUUGAGGUCGGAGGGAUUGACAUUAGCGCCAAGAAAGAGGCUAUGUUCCGAGAUGACAUUGGUCUCGUACCGCAAGACAGUGUGCUUUUCGAUGGAAGCGUCCGGUUCAACGUCGCGCUUGGGGCUCGGCCAGGCGCUGAGCCAUCGGAUGCUGAAAUCGAGGAGGCUUGUAAACUAGCCAACAUACAUGACACAAUCAUGGCGCUUCCCGACGGGUACAACACGCAGUGUGGAAACAACGGCGGCCAACUCUCCGGUGGUCAGCGACAGCGGCUCUCGAUCGCCCGAGCCCUCGUACGCAAGCCGCGAUUGCUACUCCUCGAUGAGUCGACAAGCGCUCUGGAUGCCGAAUCCGAACGGCUGCUACAAGAUGGACUUGAAAAGGCAACGCGUGACAUUACGGUGGUGGCCAUUGCACAUCGUCUACACACGAUACGACGCGCUGAUACCAUCUUCGUCAUCGAGGAUGGCCGGUGUGUGGAGAGGGGCUCACAUGAGGAACUAAUGGCGCGUAGUGAAAGCUAUCGUGUCAAUAUCCUCCAUCAAACCUUAGAGGGCUAGCAAAGUCGGGGUUUAGUGUAGGAACUAAUCUGAGCACUAACAGUAAAGGCUGGUCUCAGUCCGAUUAGUGCUUUGGGGAGAAGGACGGGGGGGUAAGAAUAACGGAAAAAGAUCUGAAUGGAGGGCCGAGAUGGAGGGGAUAGGUGGAGAGUAAA
Xylaria bambusicola is the source of this 4393-nucleotide messenger RNA. RefSeq names its product multidrug/pheromone exporter, ABC superfamily. Gene Ontology annotation, molecular function: ATP binding; ATP hydrolysis activity; ABC-type transporter activity. The coding region runs from base 183 to 4238 and encodes 1351 amino acids. The record is from RefSeq and is a predicted model, not a curated record. The transcript is spliced from 3 exons. NCBI's taxonomy places the organism in Eukaryota, Fungi, Ascomycota, Sordariomycetes, Xylariales, Xylariaceae. Gene Ontology annotation, cellular component: membrane. Gene Ontology annotation, biological process: transmembrane transport.